Messenger RNA from Brassica rapa (field mustard), 1580 nucleotides. Its product is annotated as purple acid phosphatase 7. Gene Ontology annotation, molecular function: acid phosphatase activity. The record is from RefSeq and is a predicted model, not a curated record. NCBI's taxonomy places the organism in Eukaryota, Viridiplantae, Streptophyta, Magnoliopsida, Brassicales, Brassicaceae.
AAAAAUACAUGUAUACAUAAUUAGAAAUGAAAAGAAAAAAUAUGUAAGAUAAACACUUUGACGAAAACGCGUAAAUAAGUAUCGCCCAGACCUUAAAUAAAUAUAUUACAUAAGCAAAAGCUGUAUCGUUUAUUUAAUUUCUUUAAAGACUCAAAGUCUUUUUAAUUUACAUAGUAAAAUGGUUAUAUGACUUCUUCAAUAAUUGAUGGACCAUGAUUUCCUUACGAAUUCAUCUAAUAUUAAUUGGCACCUAGACUUCUCUCUCUCAAUAUAAACAUUCGGUUUCUUGAUUUUCUUAAGACCAGAGAAAACAAUUAAGAAGAACUAAGAUGAAGAUGUUCAGCGUACGUUUGAUUUUUCUUAUUCUAUGUAUCUUCUUCGAUGGUUCUUUGUCAAAGCUUGAAAGGUUGGAGCAUCCGGUGACGAAAUCCGAUGGCUCUUUGAAUAUUCUGGUCGUCGGAGAUUGGGGACGACAAGGAUGUUUUAAUCAAUCUCUCGUUGCUCAUCAGAUGGGAAUUGUGGGAGAGCAACUAGACAUAGAUUAUGUGAUAUCAGUGGGAGAUAAUUUCUAUGACGACGGUUUAAAAGGAGACACUGAUCCUGCUUUUGAAGCCUCAUUCUCUCAUAUCUACACUCAUCCUAGUCUCCAAAAACAGUGGUAUUCUGUUUUGGGGAACCAUGAUUACAGAGGAAAUGUUUCAGCACAACUAAGUCAUGUUCUUACCCAAAAAGAUUGGAGAUGGUUUUGUCGCAGAUCUUUUGUCUUAUGCUCAGGAAUGGUGGAGCUUUUCUUCGUGGAUACAAAUCCAUUUGUAGAACAGUACUUCACAGAUCCAGAAGAUCACACUUAUGAUUGGAGCAACGUGUUACCCAGGGAUAGAUAUAUCUCCAACCUCUUACAUGAUUUAGAUUUAGCGAUGAAAAAGUCGCGUGCCACAUGGAAAUUUGUCGUGGGACAUCAUGGGAUCAAAACCGCAGGUGAGCAUGGUGUGACCCAAGAGCUUGUCGAUCAACUUCUUCCAAUUCUAGAGGAAAAUAAAGUGGACGUGUACAUGAACGGACAUGAUCAUUGCUUGCAACACAUUGGGUCUGACGGUGGGAUUCAAUUUCUGACAAGUGGAGGAGGAUCAAAGGCAUGGAGAGGAGUUAUUCUGCCGUGGGAUCCAAAAGAACUAAAACUUUAUUACGACGGACAAGGUUUCAUGUCUCUUCACAUUACUCACUCUCAAGCUAAGUUCAUCUACUAUGAUAUUUCCGGCAAUGUUCUUCACCAAUUCACCUUGUCCAAAUAAUCCAAAACUUUUGGCCACUUUUAAAAGAUCAUUCCUCUAAAAAGAAAGAGAGAGAGCUAGAGAGAGAGUGAUUCAAACAUACUUUUAAUUUGAGAUUUUUUAUUUGUAAGAGAUUUAUCCAUUUCGAUUGUUGUGCGGAAUAUGUGAGACCACCUGAUGCGCACAUCAUUGGUUUCUUGAUCUUCUGCUGCUUCAAAUUAUUGCAAUUCUAUAAAAUUCUAUAAAAUUGCUAAAUUGUGUGAUCAAAUAAGGCUUUUAACUAAGAGCAUCAAAACAAGGUUCAAGUUA